Molecule: messenger RNA, 4317 nt
Organism: Caretta caretta (loggerhead turtle)
Lineage: Eukaryota; Metazoa; Chordata; Testudines; Cheloniidae
Gene: TBX1
Product: T-box transcription factor 1
Biological process (GO): positive regulation of DNA-templated transcription; cell fate specification; regulation of transcription by RNA polymerase II
Cellular component (GO): nucleus; chromatin
Molecular function (GO): RNA polymerase II cis-regulatory region sequence-specific DNA binding; DNA-binding transcription factor activity, RNA polymerase II-specific
Source: RefSeq, a predicted model, not a curated record
GCAGCCUGGGCGCCGUGAUUGACAGGGGGCCAUUUAAAUACAACCUGCCCCUACCCCACCCCCGCAGCGUGCGCGCGGCGGUGUUUCCCUGCCCGUGCCCAGCAGGCGCGGAAACGGCCCGAGCCCUUUGACAGACUCGCAGCGGCGGCGGCGGCAGCUCCCCCCCCCCCCAGCCACCCGCAGCCGCUCCAGGCAAAGGCACCGGGCUUCCAAUGUGACAUCACCCACCCCCGGGCCGGGGCCGCGCGCCUCUCAGGGGGCCACUUUCCCCGCUGCGAGCGGGAGGGGGAGGAAGAGAGGCGAGAAACCCAUCAAUAAAUCACCGAGGAGCCGAUUUCGCCCGGGAGCCGCGCCUGGCGGGGCCCGAUCCGCCUCCUCUGCAGACGCCGAAGGAGCGCAGAAACGGGCGGCUGGGGGUGGGGGGCGCCCUGAAAACUUCCUCUCCGGCUUCCUCCUUCGAGGCGGUGCAGCGGUCUUGGCGGCGCAUGGUGCCUGGCUGGAUGGUGUGGUAGCGGGGGGAGCGUUUGGCGAGGCCAGGGGGUGGGGGAGGCUGCUGCAUCGGUCUCCCCUAUGGACGAGAACAGCCCUCUGUCUCCCAAGGCAAAUGCUUUCAGUAUCGCCUCUCUGAUUUCAGUCGCCGCCGAGCACGCAGGGAAGGAAGCGCUGGAGGAGCCCAGCUGUGGCCUUAGCAAGCCCUUCAGCCCCGGCUCCCACCCGGAGAAGAUGCAUUUCAGCACCGUCACCAGAGACAUGGAAGCCAUCUCCAGCCCCUGGCUCACCCAGCUGUCCCAUUUUUGCGAUGUUGCAGCUUUCACGGCCAACAGCCUGAGCAGCCUGAACGCCUCCGGCGGCUACCACCUCUCCCCUUCCCCGGGGGACCCCUACGGGCAGCCCGAGCCGCCGCACUACGAGCCCUGCUCGGCCCAGCAGCACCCGCACCAACACGGCUACCCGUUCGCGGCCGGCCCGGCCCCGGGCCCCAACCCGCCGCCGCCCGGCCCGGGGCCCCCCGAGAGCGGCGGCGGCGCGGCGGCUUCGGGCUGCCCCGCCGCGCCGGCGGCCAAAGCGCCCGUCAAGAAGAACCCCAAGGUGGCCAAUGUCAGCGUGCAGCUGGAGAUGAAGGCGCUGUGGGACGAGUUCAACCAGCUGGGCACCGAGAUGAUCGUCACCAAGGCCGGCAGGCGCAUGUUCCCCACCUUCCAGGUGAAGAUAUUUGGAAUGGACCCCAUGGCUGAUUACAUGUUGUUAAUGGAUUUUGUACCCGUGGACGACAAAAGAUAUCGAUACGCCUUCCACAGCUCCUCCUGGCUCGUGGCCGGCAAAGCUGACCCUGCUACCCCCGGGAGAGUUCAUUAUCACCCCGACUCUCCUGCUAAAGGGGCCCAGUGGAUGAAACAAAUAGUAUCCUUCGAUAAACUGAAACUGACCAAUAAUUUAUUGGAUGACAAUGGGCACAUCAUUUUGAACUCCAUGCACAGAUACCAGCCUCGUUUUCAUGUGGUCUACGUGGACCCCAGGAAAGACAGCGAGAAGUAUGCAGAGGAGAACUUUAAAACGUUUGUCUUCGAGGAGACCCGCUUCACCGCCGUGACCGCCUAUCAGAAUCACAGGAUCACACAACUCAAGAUUGCCAGCAACCCCUUCGCUAAAGGGUUCAGAGACUGUGAUCCAGAAGACUGGCCCAGGAAUCACAGACCAGGGGCCCUUCCUCUGAUGAGUGCUUUUGCCAGGUCCAGGAAUCCAGUGUCUUCCCCUGCACAUCAGAAUGGGACUGAGAAAGACGCUGCGGAGAGCCGACGGGACUACGAGCGGGAAGCGGCCAGCGGGACCCCUCUCCACGCCGACCCCGCGCACCAGCAGCUCAUGUCGCGGGUGCUGAGCCCGGCCCUGCCCGUCCCCGGCGCGGGGGGCCUGGUCCAGCUCAGCAGCACGCCGGGGAGCCGGCCCAGCCCCCCGCACCACGAACUGCGGCUGGAGCCCCCCGCCUCGGAGCCCCUGCACCACCACCCCUACAAGUACCCGGCGGCGGCCUACGACCACUACCUGGGGGCGAAGAGCCGGCCCGCCCCCUACCCCUUACCCAGCCUCCGGGGCCACAGCUACCACCACCACCACCAUCACCACCACAUGGGCCCGCCGGCGGCCAACGUGUACUCCUCGGCGGCCGCGCCGCCCAGCUACGACUACGGGCCGCGGUAACCCCCGCGCCCCGCCGCCCCCGCAUGGUGUGCGCCCCUCCCCCCGCCCGCCCGCGCCUGGCCGCCGGAGAGCCCCGGCCGCCGAGAGGAGAACUCCCGCUUCCCGCCUUGCACCGCCCCGGCCCGGCAGGGCCGCUGCUCCGCUCUGCCCACCCGCCCCCUGGCUCGCCGGGCAGAGCGGCCGGGCCGCAGGCCGGAGCCAGGCAGGGGCAGGGCCGGGCCCCCGCCCCGCCCGUGCAGCGGGGCAGCGGGCGACGGGCCGCGGCACUGCGCUCGGCUCCAGCCACCAAGCCAUAGGGGGCGCUUCCCGCUCCGGCGCUAGCCGCCCCCGCGGCCGCCUGGCGCUGAGGACGGCUCGCGCGCCCGCCCACAGCCCGGCGAGGGGGCCGGCCGGGCUGCCUCGCCCCGGGGAAGGGGCAGUGACUCGCCCUCGGCGAGCCUGUGGCGAAGCCAGCCGUAGACUCUCGGCCCUGGCCCUCCUGCGCCAGCCCGGGUGGGCUCUGGGGGGGGGGCAUCGUGUUAACACCGAAUGAGGAGGUGUCCUGUGCUGCGCGGCUGGCCCUGGGCCCCUGCAGCCCCUGCCCCUCCUCCUCCUAGGGAGAGCCACCUAAGUGUUGUGACUUACUGAGGGGGAGGACUGGGGCUCCCUUGGCUUUAGACCUCCUCCCCUGUAUUUUCCAGGGGACUAGCGGUGGAGGUAGGCCUUAAAGUUAGGACAUGUUUUGGUGUUGCCAGGUGACCCCCCAGCUUGGUCCUUCCCAGUGCCCAUCUCCUCAUGACUGAUGAGGUUGUAGGGGGCAACUUUAUACACAAGCAACAGUUUGGGGCCCUGUGCUUCUCUAAUGGAGCCCAAGGCCGAGAACAGUGCUACAGAUUUUUAUUUCCCACAACAAUCGGGAUUAAGCAUACAGGAAAAAAAAGACAAAGUUUGGGCCGUAUUUUUGUAUUCUCAGAGGGGUCGUGAUUGCUGGUGAUGAGAACACCACCAACGCAGCCCUACAACUCUACCUUGCCUGGUGAUUUCCUGGUCUCUUAAUACUCUCCACUGCAGCCUUGCCUUUUAGAGGAUUUUUCCCCCCAGCAUGCUUUUCAGGGGCUGGCCCUUUAAAUCUGGCAGAGCUGCAGUUUUACAGUGACCAUUUUGCAAUGGCUGCUUGCUGUAUGCCCCUUCUUACAUCUGGAAAGUACCUUUUAUGUCUUCCCUCAGGUUGCUUUUCCUGUGGAGAUGGUCCACAUCCCAAAAUUUAGCUUCUGGCAUAUGUCUCCAGCUACACAUUAUGAAUAUCCAGACUAUGUUUUUGCUUGGUGUUCCACCAAUUGUCAGGCCAGUCCUGUAUUUCAGAGAAGGAUUUAACAGCUAAUUGACCAUGUGGGUGCCUCCGUCCUUCUCCCCCCUGUUCCACAGAAUUCUGUGGAAAGAGAUGGGUUAUAUUUUAUGUCCUCCGAUUCAUCCAUAUUUGUGCCUCUGCAUUGCAAAUUCCACAGUGUUCUCUUGGUAUCUUUUUGAAAGGGGAUUCCUUACCUUGUGAAGGUGGCAAAUGUUAAGAUCACAUAGUAAUGUCUAUCCAAUCUUCAGCAAUAGGCUCUAUCAAGAAGAGAUACAGGCAGAUGUGAAUAUUUUCUGUAACUUUUUCCAUUACAAAAAUCUGGAUCAAUUGUGAAGAUCUGUGCAAGAACCAUGUGUUUUUAUUUGACAUUUGCAGUGAAUUGUGAAAUUUUUAGUGUCCGACUACACAAUAAUUGUUCUCAAAAAGGCUGAUGUGAAAUAGACUUGUGCAUAUUAUUAGCCAGCUGGAAACUGCUCUCUGACAUGCCCUGUUGCUUUGUCGCUGUUAUUUCAGAGUUUUCACUAUGAUUUGUUACCUGGACAUUGAUUAGUGCCAAAGCUUUUGUUUAAAAUGAAGUUGUUAUAUUUAUUUUUUCUUUCAGAGAUUAUACAAACGUUUUUGAUUUUGUUUUCAUAAUAGUUGCAGUGUAGGAAAAAGGCAAGACAACCAAAGAGUCAUAUCUGCAAACAGUGUAGAUACUUGUAGAUAUUUAUAGAUAUGUGUAGAUAAUCUUAUUACAGUUCAAUUGAAAAGACAUUGGACAGUGACAUUUAUAAAUGGUUUUCCUUCUU